GUACCCCAAAACUUCACCAUCAUUCUUUUCGUGCCCUUCAAGUCGCCUCACCCAACCUAAAAAACCAACCCCUCCUCUCCUACGCAUCCAUAGUAGCUAUCUGCAGGAGCAGAGAGAAAGAAAGAGAGAAGAGAUAAAGAAAUACAGAGAAAGGGAUGGAGUGCGUAUUUGGGUUGGUGGGGGACGGAUUUGCAGUCGUGGUGGCCGACACUUCCGCCGUCCAUAGCAUCCUAGUUCACAAAUCCAACGAAGACAAGAUCAUGAUCCUCGAUUCCCAUAAGCUAUUGGGCGCCAGUGGUGAAUCCGGCGACAGAGUUCAAUUUACGGAGUAUAUACAGAAGAACGUACAUUUAUAUCAGUUUCGAAACGGGAUCCCUCUCACCACAGCAGCCGCUGCCAAUUUCACUCGAGGCGAGCUCGCCACUGCCUUGAGGAAGAAUCCGUACUUUGUCAACAUUCUCCUGGCUGGUUACGACAAGGAAACCGGCCCAUCUCUCUACUACAUCGACUACAUUGCAACUCUCCACAAGAUCGACAAAGGUGCAUUCGGCUACGGAUCCUACUUCUGUCUUGCGCUGAUGGACAGGCACUAUCACAGAGGGAUGUCGGUGGAAGAAGCGAUCGAUCUGGUCGACAAGUGCAUUAUGGAAAUCCGGUCGAGGCUGGUGGUUGCACCACCGAACUUUGUGAUCAAAAUCGUUGACAAGGAUGGUGCGAGGGAGUUUGCAUGGCGUGAAUCAAUCAAAGAUGUGGGUGCUCCAACUGCCUGAGUUUGCUCUUCCUCUUCAAGGGAACUACUGGCCCUUAUUUGUUACUAAUGAAUAGUGAUACUCUUUUCAUAUUUGGGUGUUAGACUGAUGAGCAUUUUAGUUUCAAUUCCAUUGAAUAUGGAUGGGAACUGAAAGAAAGUUUGGCCAGAAAGGGAAAUUAGAGGGAGAGACCCUUUCAAAUUUUA
Messenger RNA from Magnolia sinica, 955 nucleotides. RefSeq names its product proteasome subunit beta type-2-A. The transcript is spliced from 3 exons. The record is from RefSeq and is a predicted model, not a curated record. Gene Ontology annotation, cellular component: proteasome core complex; nucleus; cytosol. Gene Ontology annotation, molecular function: peptidase activity. Lineage: Eukaryota; Viridiplantae; Streptophyta; Magnoliopsida; Magnoliales; Magnoliaceae. Gene Ontology annotation, biological process: proteasomal protein catabolic process. Bases 156 to 770 code for a protein of 204 amino acids.